Messenger RNA from Aspergillus puulaauensis, 990 nucleotides. RefSeq names its product RTA1 domain-containing protein. Gene Ontology annotation, cellular component: membrane. The record is from RefSeq and is a predicted model, not a curated record. The coding region runs from base 1 to 990 and encodes 329 amino acids. NCBI's taxonomy places the organism in Eukaryota, Fungi, Ascomycota, Eurotiomycetes, Eurotiales, Aspergillaceae. The transcript has 3 exons.
AUGGCCAAAUGCGUUCCUCCCAAAGAAUCAGGAUGGACAUUCUGUCCAAACCUCGCAGCCUCUGCUCUCUUCACGGUCCUUUACGGAUUGAGCUUCCUCCUGCAUCUCUAUCUCAGCUUUAAGACGCACAAGAAAUUCUGCUGGGUCAUAACAAUGGGCGCAGCCUGGUUAACAAUCGGAUUCGCCCUGCGCACAAAAGCAGCCCACCAGAUUACAGGGAUAGGCGACUUCAUUCCCCAAAGUAUAAUCAUCUUCCUAGGCCCCCUCUGGCUCAACGGCUUCGUGUACAUGGUCCUAGGCCGGAUGGUGCACAUGCUGCUCGAGCGAGACAGGGUAUACAAUAUCAGCGCGCGCCGACUGACACUGAUCUUUGUGAUUCUGGAUAUCGUGGCUUUCUUCGUGCAGGCUUCGUCCAGUGGGCCGAUGAGUAGCGAUGAUGCGGAUACGGCUCAGACGGGGGUUUAUAUCAUGAUGGCCGGAGUCGCAAUCCAACAAACAUUCAUCACCUCCUUCAUCGUCCUCGCGAUCCGCUUCCACUACAAGCUUAUCAUCGGGACGGGUACUCGGCAUACCCAGGCGAUUGACGAGCGUACCGCCGUGAAGCCGGCUAUAUAUACCGUCCCCUGGCGUCGACUGCUCUAUGCACUCUAUCUAACGCUCAUACUAAUCACCAUUCGGAAUAUCUUUCGCCUGAUUGAGUUUUCUGACGGCGUUGAGGGGUAUAUUGCUGUUCAUGAGGCGUUCUUCUACUCGCUGGAUGCGAUGCCUAUUUUCUGUGGACUGAUUGUGCUUGCCGUUGUACAUCCUUCCUGUGUGCUUCAGGGUCCUGAUAGUGAGUUUCCGAAGAGGGAGAAGAAGGGGAAGAAGGAUAAGACAGAGAAGAAGAGGCGGAGGCGGAGGAGUCGAGGGAAAGAGAGGGAGCAAGAAGUUGAAGAGGCCGGUGCGGGUCGUACGGAUGAUCCCAGGGAGGUAUUUGUCUCGCAGGUGUGA